Molecule: messenger RNA, 2676 nt
Organism: Dovyalis caffra
Lineage: Eukaryota; Viridiplantae; Streptophyta; Magnoliopsida; Malpighiales; Salicaceae
Source: the annotation of a GenBank genome assembly
AUGAAUAAAAAGCACAAGAAAGAGAAGAGUCUGACACAGCUUGAAGCUAAAGAAGUUGAAAACAGUGAGAAACAUGCUAUCACAGCUGUUCUGGAUGAAGCAAAGAGAAUGGAUGCUCGUGCUUAUAGGGCAUUGUUCAAACGACAACCAAAGAAAGCUAAUAUGGAAGGGCAUCAUGACCUGUGUCGUUGUGAGGAGAUUAAGAACAAGAACACUAAUGGCAAUGAUCGCAGAGAUGGUGCUUCUGAGAAUGUUGAUGGGGGUGGUGAAUGCAGUCAAAGGCAGGUUGAAGAAUUGAUAGAUAGAUGGAUUUUGAGAGAUUCUGGGAAAAGUUUGGAAGGAAAUUCCAUGGUAAGUGAACAUGUAAAAGAGACGUUGGAAAAUAAUGGUGGAACCAAAUCUCCACAUAAAUGCCAGAAGCUCACAUUCUUAGAGGAAGUCCAUCAAUUUAAAGAAGGGGAUGGUAGGGAAGAUCUCAGGAGUGAUGACAGUCUGGUACUUUCAUCUCAUAGAACUUUAUCUAAGCUGGCGAAUAAUGUUGCUGAAAUGGAACAGAAAAAUUUGCAGGCAGAGUUGGCCAAUCUGACUGUAAAUAGGACACCUGGGGCUGAUAUUGAGCUGGAGAGUGGUUGCAAGGUGGAGGUGGUAAUAGGGUUGAUGCCUUUUAAACGUAAAAGAAUUAUUGACAACUUGAAUUCUGAUGCUACAGCAAUGUUUUCAAAUAAAGAUGCUGAUGCAGCUUCACAUGAGAGCGGCAGAACAGAUUCUGUGGAGAAGUGUCCUACGGGCUCCAAAAGGAAAAGUGCCUCCCAGGGAGCAUCUGCUGAAUUUGUGGAGAUAGGAAAACUCUUUACUUUUGCAGCUUUUGGACGCAAUUGCAUAAUGUAUGUAGUACCAAUGCAUCAGGGUUGCAUACCUUUAUGGUCCUCAAUGAGUUCACCGUCUCGUGCUUUUAUUGAAUCCAGUCCAUGUUGGUGGUCCCUGAGGGUCAACCACCACUUGAUUCCGCAGGAGCAUUGCUCCUGCAAUCCAAAGUUAAACGAUGAUUCAUGUGGUUCCACUUUAGCUAAGGAUAGAGGGGGAAUUGAAGCCGAUGUCACUGCAGGACUUGCAGAACAGUGUAUCCCAGAUUUACAACAUAAAAAGUCUUCUCUAGAUCCUCAGUUCGAUGGCAACCCAAAUACAUGUCUCAUCUGCAAGCUUGGUGGAAAGCUCUUGUUGCCUUGGGCUAGGUGUUGUGAGGGACAAGGUUGCAAAAGAAGCUACCAUCUUUCUUGUCUAGAUCCUCCUUUAGAGGAUGUUCCCCUUGGAGUUUGGCACUGUCUUGCCUGUGUUAGGAAGAAGUUGGAGUCCGGUAUACAUUCAGUUUCGAAGGGAAUAGAGUCAAUUUGGGAUUCCUGUGAAGUGGAGGUGGCAGAUGACAAUGGAAUGCAAAGGCGGAUGCAAUUUUAUGUCAAAUACAAAGGUCUUGCUCAUGUUCAUAAUCGCUGGUUGCCAGAGAAUCAAUUGCUUCUUGAAGCUCCUUCGCUUCUAGCAAAAUUCAACCAAAAAAACCAGGUCACAAAGUGGAAGCAAGAAUGGACUGUGCCACAUCGUAUGUUACAAAAGCAAUCAUUAAUGUCUCCCAACAAUAAUGAAGAGAAUUGCAGGGGCCAUUCUGGCAAUAUUCUAGCUUGCCAUUUUGAGUGGCUUGUUAAAUGGCGUGGCCUUGAUUAUAAGCAUGCAACCUGGGAGUUGGAGACUGCUUCUUUCAUGAAUUCACCUGAAGCUCAGAGCCUCAUGAGAGAUUAUGAAAAUCGUCAUGCGAAGGCUAAACGAGCAGAGUUUUUAUCUAGAAUAGAUAAGUUGUCAGCUGGAGGUUCACCUGAAUUUGAUAAUAAUCAUCUGGACUUUGUCAACUAUCUUCGUGAGUACUGGCACAAGGGAGAGAAUGCUGUUCUUAUUGAUGAUCAGGAACAAAUCACAAAGGUGAUUUCUUUUAUUUUGUCAUUGUCAUCCAAUACCCGUUGGCCUUUUCUCAUCAUCACAACUCCUGCUGCACUUCAUUCAUGGGAAGAAGAGUUAUUUCGUUUAGCGCCAUCUCUAUAUGCAGUGGUUUAUCAUGGAAACAAAGACAUACGGAAAAGUAUUAGGAAGUUGGAGUUUUACAAUGAAGGAGGUUGCAUUAUGUUUCAAAUACUUAUAACAUCACCAGAAGUUAUUGUUGAGGAUCUAAAUGUGUUUGAAUCAAUGAAAUGGGAAGCCGUGAUAGUGGAUGAGUGCCAACGCUCCAGAAUACAUUCACAUUUUGAACAAAUAAAGGUGCUAAGAACUGCUAUGCGGCUUCUCCUUGUAAAUGGUCAGGUUAAGGAUGGUAUCACCGAGCACCUGCUGUCACUGCUUGUUCAUCAGAGUGAUCUAAAUGGUAGUGAAGGCUUGUUCACUAAUUCAAGCCCUAAGGCUGGCAAUUUGAAGGAACGGUUGUUGAAAUACAUUGCAAAUGGUUGCAAACCGGACUCCUCUAAGCUUGAAGAAUACUGGGUUCCUGUACAGUUAUCCCCCAUGCAACUUGAGCAGUAUUGUGCUACUCUACUUUCAAAUUCUUUGUCACUUUGCUCAUCCUCAAAGAAUGAUCCUGUUGGUGCCCUUCGCGAUAUUCUUAUCUCUUCUCGGAAGGUUGGGCUGAUUCACCUUUAA